Molecule: messenger RNA, 1105 nt
Organism: Apaloderma vittatum (bar-tailed trogon)
Lineage: Eukaryota; Metazoa; Chordata; Aves; Trogoniformes; Trogonidae
Source: RefSeq, a predicted model, not a curated record
GACCAGCUGAAGCAGUGCUUCUCCAGGCAGCCCCCAGGAGCCAAGGACACCGACACGCUGGUGCAGGAGCCCGACAGCCAGUACGGCACCUGGAGCGAGCCGCGCCGUGCUGGGGACAGCUUUGUGUCUGAAUCUCCUUCCUCGGAAAACGAUGUCAUCUCGACGAGAAAGCGACCUCCCAACAGCCACCCGUCUUCCCUGUCCUCCCAAACGGAACCCACCUCCCUGGUGGAUCACCAUGACUUCUCCAAAGACCAAAGGAGCACAAGUUUGGACCGUUCCAGCACUGACAUGGACUCUACUGAUGGGACUGAUCUACCUGCUCCGGGAGAGACCUACCCUGAGGAGAAGGCCACGGAUUUCUCUUUCAUUGAUCAAACCACUGUUCUGGACUCCAGCGCGCUGAAAACUCGAGUGCAGCUCAGCAAAAAGAGACGCCGUCGCGUCCCUGUUUCGCACUCUCUCCGAAGGAGCAGAGGGCUGGAGUUCGAAAACAGAUUUUCUUUGACAGAGGAGCCGGAUAACACCUGGAUGUUUAAAGAUUCCACAGAAGAGAAGAAAACUAUGCAACAGGAAGAUUCUGAUGAGGAAGACAAGAUACAGCAUACUGUGAGGUCGUCCUCUGUACACGCUCAGAGACUUCCCGUGUUUCCAGGGAUGGACCACUCCGUUCUCAAGGCCCAACUGCGGAAAAGACAAGAGUCGGAGAGUCCUGGUGAAGUGAGUUCUGCUCAACUCUUCAAAGCCCCGAAGCAGCAGCCGGGAGCUGCCGGCAGAGUGCCCUCCAGCGUGGAGAAGGAGGAGAGGUCAGAAGAAAAGUCUCCUCAGUGGCUGAAGGAGCUGAAAUCGAAGAAGAGGCAGAGCCAUUAUGAGAAUCAGGUUUGAAAAGAUAGCGAUUCUAACUAGAAGAAGAUGAAGUCUAACAGAAGCCUUAACUCAUCUGAACCUAAAAUUCACACGUCAUGUUGCUGCUGUUUGCUUCCUGCCUCAACCGCUAUGUGCAUGGUGCCUUCCUGUUUCGUGGAGAAAGCUGCUUAAAAUUCAUAGUCAAAUACAAAGCUGUCUCUUGCCCGUAGGGGAGGACGGGCACUUUGGAGCUGCCCGG